Messenger RNA from Mucor mucedo, 5988 nucleotides. RefSeq lists its product as uncharacterized. The record is from RefSeq and is a predicted model, not a curated record. Lineage: Eukaryota; Fungi; Mucoromycota; Mucoromycetes; Mucorales; Mucoraceae. The transcript has 24 exons. Bases 1 to 5988 code for a protein of 1995 amino acids.
AUGGGAAAAUUAUUACUUCAAAGUGUCAAUAGCGUAAACAAACCAAUCCCAAAAGUAACGAAAGAAAAAACGUUGAAGCAGCAAGUUUUGACAGAGGAACCUUUUGCACGUCUUUUCCGUAUUAGGAAAAACCGAAAUGACCAGCAUCAAGAAGUCGGGGAACCAACAGAUGAGAUAAAAAUUUGUUUGAAAUCAGCAUGUCAAUCCCCUGAGCAACGAAGUAAUGAUACAAAUGGUAAAAUUGAUUUGUCAGACUGUCGUCUCGGCCAAGACAAAAAAACCCGGUGGGACAUAAAUAGUACAUCAGAAAUUUCUAACGAGAGCCCCUGUGGUGAUUUAUUACUGCCGUGGAUCAAACAUGAGGUCCAGUUUGAUAAUGAGGAUGUAGACAUGGAUAAGUCGGACGAUGAUAGUCACAGCUUUUCAGAAUCGCUUCAGUCAGAUGACGAUGUUCUUGGUCCAUGGAUUGAACUUGGUUUAGUUGAAUCUAAUGAUUAUUCUAAAAAGAAAGAUCCAGUCAAAUAUCAAGACUGUCAAGACUGUAUAAAAAUUAACGAAAAUCGGCAGCCUCUGGAGCCUGGAAGUUCUUGUACUAGGUGUAGUUUACAAUGGCAGUGCCUUAUUCAAAAACUAAUAACAGCAAUGAGCGAAGCCCCUGUUGCUACAGUUAAGAAAAAAUAUAAGAAACAAAGUAAAAUAACAAUCGGUCGCAACGUUAAAGAACAUCAAUUAGCCGAUGAUGCCGUAUCAGUACAAGGGACUAUAAGCAGCAAUAAAAAAGUAAUAACACCAAAGAAAGCAAGUAGAAAAUAUACCAAACCAGUUAUUCCCCCCACCAAAUCACGCCAUUCGCAAAAAACAAACUUUAAAAUGUCUCAUUUUACCACCGGUGCAUUUAUGACUCGCAAAACUGUUAGGACCUUAGCAGAUCCAGAACACGGAUUCUAUCCUAAUACACAUGGUUUUGUUUAUGGGCAGAACGUAGAGGUUUUAAACAUCAAUGGCUAUUGGUAUCCAGGGACCUUACAAAUGAUGGACAAAGGGAAAGUCAAAGUUGUAUAUGAUGAUUGGGACGAUCAGGAUGAAUGGAUUAUUAUGGGUAGCAGAAGAUUGCGUGUCUCUACACAAAACGACAAUACUACAUUAGAAUCACAGAAGACAAAAAAUGAUUCGAUUGCGUCUGAAACCAUUGAUGUCAUCCAUUUCGAAGAUGGAGCUCCAACUAUUCCCACGACAUGCGCCAAAGCAGACGAUGAUUACGUCAACUCAACUCUAGACAAAGACCCUUCUCAAAUAUUUAAUGAUAACGAAGUAUUUAUGACUCGCAGUAUGGCUCGUGGUCUAGUAGAUGAACAUGGGUUCAAACCAAACUCCUUUGGAUACCGUCGGAAUCGUGCAGUUUCAAUUACAUUUUACUCAAAGCAAAACGGAAGCCGUAAGAUGAGACAAGAAUCUGUUGGUUAUCUUCGAGAGAUGCAUCAGAACCAAGUUCGAGUUUGGUAUCCUGAUUUACACCAAUCUGAGUGGAUACCGGUUGGGAGCCGUAGAUUAAGAGUGAUGACCGAAGAAGAGGAGAAGAAUAUUUUGUCGAAUAGUAGCAUUGAUUUUAGUGUUCAAGAAGUUCCACCAACUGUAAAUACGCUCAAAGGAAAAGAAAAAGAAGAUGAUACAGCUUCCAUAAUGCCUCUCAACAAAAACGCAAACAUACCACGCGUCAAUUACCUUAAAAAAACUAACGAUAACGGAACUACUCCAGCUUCUGCGGUUAAGUCAGCAAAGGAAAACACAUCAGAUGAUAAUGUGGCCACUAACAAUGAAUUUUUGACUACUGGUGCAUUUGCAACGAGAAGGGCUAUGCGACAAUUAAAGGACAAAAACGGAUUUACACCCAAUCCCUAUGGAUAUACAAAUGGUCUAGCUGUUGAAGUACUAAAUACUCGUUCUGGAAAGACAAAGUUUUGGGAAUGCGGAAAAUUGGUAGCUAUGCGACCAGGUCAUGUUCGUGUACAUUAUGAAGGGUGGGCUGAUAUUUACGAUGAGUGGAUUAUGGUGGGAAGUCGUAGAAUCCGCGUUUCAAAUAGUGUAGAGCUAGAAAAGCAAUCUGAAGAUGGUGCAUUUGAUAUCAAAAAAGGUCUUAAAAGUAACGAUCUAUUGGUUGCAGAAUCCAAUCCUGAAUUAGUGGAUGAAUCGAAAAGAAAUCACAAGCAUCAAAUUGUGAGACCACAGGAUUAUCAAGAUCUAGGAAUGCUUGUAAAUAUCGAAGAAUUAGCCGUUAAAGAAGCCCAGAAAAAGGAGCGGCGGGGUGAAUACUUACCUGAACUACAAAAUCCAGCCCCCAAAAACUUUAAAAAGAAAACGCAGCGGCUCUCUACAAAAAAGAAACAUCAAGUGGUAGCCAGUAAUUGCACUACGUCUUGUGCCAAUAACCCAUUACAAUCUGAUAACGACGAUAGUCCAGCAAAUAAUAAGCAGAUAAUUUCUCUUCGAUUGGCACAAGCAGAAGCAUCAAAGAAUUACAAAUUUGUUGCCAAUGUUUACGGAUACGAUUAUAUGCAGCAUGUUACGGUACUACAUUUGGACAAAAAGCUUUAUGAAGGAAGACUAGUCUCUAUGCAUAAAAACAAAGUGAAAAUACAUUAUUGCGGAUGGCUAGAUUCCUUUGAUGAAUACAUUACUCUUGGCAGUAGAAGGUUACAAGCAAUUGAGAACGAUCACGAAGUGCAAUGCAUUGAACCCAAUUACCAGCAACGUUACGAGCAAAUACUUACGGAGAAAGCUCAAAUGACUUCAGAGGACGCAACUACUAGCCUGGAAAAUAUUGCCACUACAUCUACACAACCCUUAAUUAAUAGAUUUAGCCGAAAAAGAUUGACUUUAGAUGACAUAGACUCAGAAUCCGAAUUUAAGGAAAAUGAUAUUGAAUAUCAUAAAGAUCCUACUGAUGCCAAUACAGAAAGUAAGUUUCUUUUUUUAUUUACAAAGACAGAUACCUGGAAAGUUUACUGCAACCAAUGCAGCGUUGUUAUCAAACAGUUUCGCUAUUAUUGCACAUAUUGCGAGACCCCUUCCGUUGGACAUGAUUACCAAAGUUUUGAACUCUGUCUCAGAUGUUUCGAUCAAAACUUUCCAUUUUGGCAUGAGCAUCCACGAUCCAGUUUUGCAAUUCAGGCUGUUAUUGAUACCGAAAUUGGGCCAAGACCAAUAAAAGGAGAGUUGAUCACUGUAUGGGAAGAAGAUAUUUUGGAAAUACUCCCCAACAAAGAUGAGACAAUUAUUGUCUUUACAGGAAAUAUCCCAAUUGAUACAGAUCAAGGUUAUAAAUAUUUGAAGAGAUGGAAACGCCGUAAAUUAUGCGCAUUCUGUAAUGAUGACGAUGAUACCUCUAAAGAGCUAGGGAGUUUUAUUGGCCCUUUUGUUAUUGCAACAUUCAACAAGAAUGGCGUUGAAAAAAAGAGAUCGUUCUGGGCUCAUGAUUCCUGUGCAAGAUAUUCACCUGAAGUUUUUUGUACGCCUGAAGGGAAGUGGUAUAAUGUAACAUUAGCGUUAAGACGUGGCAGAGGCAUGCGAUGUCAUGGAUGUAAAGAAAAAGGCGCUACUAUAGGUUGCUUCGAAUCCAAAUGUAAUAAGAGUUUCCAUUUACCAUGUUCUCAAAAGCCAGUAAGUUACUUCCAAAACGGCGUCAUAUUCUGGUGCGGAAUACAUGAAGCUUAUUACAACAAAAAAGAUACUUAUGUCAAUAUUUUUAAUUGUGAUGGUUGUAAUAAAAAACUAGUCGAUGAAUCAUGGUUUACUUGCGUGCCUUGCGCAUCCAGUUACUUUUCAUCAUUUGAUCUCUGCUCAGAGUGUUACGAAAAUUUUCCAGCUGACCAUGAUCACAAUGAGGACGAAUUUGAAGAAACAUCAUUUGCCAUAUUAAAAGAAAUGGAAGCACAAAAAGCCACCGAAGCAGCUCGUGCAAAAGAAGAUAUAAGAGCUGCAAAUGCAAAGAAGAAGAAAAAACCACUUUUUCCUCGUCGUAGGAGAAAACUUGCAGAUGGUUCAACACCUGUCUCUUGUUGUUACUGUGGAACUUAUGAUGCCGAUACUUGGAGAAAAGGUUACGAUGGCGGUGUAAUUAUGUGUAACCCAUGCUUUGAAUUGGCGUUGUUGAUUGAUAAUGAUGGAAGACCAGGCGAGGAAAACAUGCCACUUGUGAUAGAUAAUAAUACUAUAGAAUUUGAUAAAAAACAAAAUCAACAACAUAAAUAUGUAGCAUCUAUAGAAGACUACUCACAUAAACCGUAUCUUACCAGAGAUACAUUAUCUGCGACGAAAUUUAGUGAUUCAUCAACCGGACAGAGGCUUGCUUCUUAUGAGCCCCAACCUAACCAGCUUUUUUCACUGACAUUUGACUCAACUUAUUUCGAUAUACCAGGACGUGCUCCACGUUGGGCAACUCAUUCGGGAACGGAUUAUCAUGGAACAUGGUUACCGCAAACGGUUCGAAGGGCAAUUUUGAAAUAUACUAGUAAGGAUGAAAGGGUCCUAUCAAACUUUUUAGGAAGAGGAACGGAUGCCAUUGAAUGUUUUCUAUUACAAAGAAGAUGCUGUGGUGUAGACAUAAACCCUGCCGCGGUGGCUUUGUCACAACGAAAUUGUUGCUUCGAGAUCCCCCCAGGCUUGACAUCGGCCGAAUAUCGACCAAUUGUAGCACAAGCAGACUCUCGUAACUUGUCUGGCUCUCUUUUUGCUGAUGAAUCUUACCAUCACAUCUUAUCACAUCCACCUUAUAAAGAUUGUGUAGCCUACUCUACACAUUUGGAAGGCGACCUCUCCAGAUUUACAAGCGUUGAAGAUUUUAAAAAAGAGUACACAAAAGUGGUCAAAGAGAGUUGGCGAUUAUUAAAAAUGGACAGAAGAUUAACCUUAGGCAUCGGAGAUAAUCGAGAGCAUUGCUUUUAUAUACCAGUUGGGUUCCACUUGAUACGUCUUUACAUUGAUCAAGGUUUCGAACUCGAAGAAUUAGUAAUAAAAAGACAGCGAUAUUGUUCAGCUUUUGGUCUUGGGACGUAUCUUUGCGUGCAAUUUGAUUUUUUGGUGUUCACUCAUGAAUUUAUUGCAACGUUUAAAAAGGUACCAAAAGAAAAUACAGACAAAAUGGCUAUUUCAAAGGAUAAUGAAUCCGAUGUUCUUGAAAUGAAUCGUACGAUGCAUGGUGUACCAUCGUCUGCCAUUAUGAGAAAAAGUGUAGUAAUGGGGACAGUCUGGGUUUUUAAGCCAACGGAGGAGUACCGAUUUGAAAAAUUGUGUAUAUCACGUAUGGUCGAACGGUUUGGAAAAGAUGAUGGUAACUGGGAACACAUUGAAUUAUUACUUGAGGUAAGUAAUCUAUUUGAUAAAGAAUAUGCUUCCGAAAAGGAAGAAACUCCUACCAUCGGCGAUGAUAAUCCUUUAUCAGAAUACGAACAGCAAAGACUGAGUCGUAUUGAAGAGAACAACAAAACUUUAUUAAAACUAGGAUUAAUUUCAGAGCUAAGUGAAGAGUCAGAUGAUGUAAUUCAUUACGAGACAAUGAUGAAUAAAGCAGUUUAUGAAGGCGGCGAUUUGGUACUGAUGAUAACAUGCCAUCGAAGCGAUCUUUUGCCUGAUAAAAUCAACAGUUACAGACGAAGUAUUGUCAACUUAGCCAUAGAAGCGACGUCAAAACUAGCACCAAAAGGCAUGUUUAUUGUUGGUACUCAAGACAUUCGUGAUUCUUACACCGGCAAGUUAUGGCCCAUGACGAUGCUUAUCUUAGAAGACAUUGAAAAGGAAGUGGGUAGAAACACGAUAAAGCUGAAGGAGAUGGUGGUCACUGUUCCAGACGGAUAUUCGAAAGACCGGAAACGUGACUUUGUUGAAGUUGAGAUGGUUGAAGAAGAAGAAGAGGAUGUCAUUGAUAUUGAAACAGUGAACCAUGAUUACGUGCCAAUUGUUCAUGCCGUUUAUUUAAUAUUUCAAAAGUUUUAA